Capsella rubella is the source of this 1423-nucleotide messenger RNA. RefSeq names its product OTU domain-containing protein 3. Lineage: Eukaryota; Viridiplantae; Streptophyta; Magnoliopsida; Brassicales; Brassicaceae. Gene Ontology annotation, molecular function: cysteine-type deubiquitinase activity. The coding region runs from base 111 to 1241 and encodes 376 amino acids. Gene Ontology annotation, biological process: protein deubiquitination. The record is from RefSeq and is a predicted model, not a curated record. The transcript has 11 exons.
CGGAGAAUCCGGCGGCGACGAAACGGUUCAGAAUUUUGAUUCUGCUUCUCAUUGUGCCGCCGCAACUACCCGACUAACUAGCUUUCAUAUUCCUUCCAUCUGAUUUGAUAAUGGCGAAAACUAAGCAACAAAAAUCUAAGCCUAAGAAACAACCGCAUCAGGUGAAGAAGAAGAAACAAGGAAAAGAUUGUGAUCUCUCUCAGUUUCGUGCUCAGCUUGACGCUUUAGGGCUUAAGAUUAUCCAAGUUACUUCAGACGGUAAUUGUUUCUUCAGGGCACUUGCCGAUCAACUAGAAGGCAAUGAGGAUGAACACAACAAGUACCGUAACAUGGUUGUACAGUAUAUAGUGAAAAAUCGUGAGAUGUUUGAGCCUUUUAUUGAAGAUGAUGUCCCCUUCGAUGAUUACUGUAAAACCAUGGAUGACGAUGGCACUUGGGCUGGGAAUAUGGAACUACAGGCUGCUUCUCUUGUCACACGCAGUAAUAUUUGUAUUCACAGGAGCAUGUCACCGCGUUGGUAUAUACGCAAUUUUGAAGAUACACGAACCCGCAUGAUCCAUCUGUCGUACCACGAUGGGGAACAUUACAACAGUGUGCGUUCCAAGGAAGAUGCUUGUGGGGGACCAGCCAGACCUGUUAUAAUAGAGGCUGAUGCUAAAGUUUCAGCAGCAGCUAAACAAGCGAAAGCCACAGAGAGCAAGUCCAAAAACAAAGAUGAUAGACGUAGUGUGGAUGCUGGGGAUAUCAAAGUGGUUAUGUCUGGUAGUUGCUGUGACAAUGCUGAAAAAGCUGAACAGGUUCUAGUACAAGUAAAUGGUGAUGUCGAUGCUGCGAUAGAAUUCCUGCUAGCAGAGAAGGGAAUGGAUUCUUAUGAUUCAGAAACCGCCUCUGCAGCAGAUACCACAAAUGCAAAGGAAGUAAUUGAUAGUACAAUGGAUAAUAACGAGCAACACAAAGAAGAAUUGAACCAGGAGGAAUCAGCUACCUGCAGUGACAUCGAAACAGUCCAUGCCAAGUGCAGUUCACAGAUUGAUGAUAAGAAGGUCCCGAGGAAUAAAUCCUGUCCAUGUGGUUCUAAGAGGAAAUACAAGUCUUGCUGUGGAACAGCAACUGGGAGAUCCUCUGUUAAACUAUUAGUGAGCCAAACAAUGGAGUCGAAGAAGGGAAGGAAGAAUACGAGGAGAGGAACAUCAGAUGAAGUUGAAGCUAUUGCACCAGAUGUUGGUGCUCUGUGUAUAUAAUAUAUUACUCAGUCAAAUAAGGGGAAAACUGAUGAUUAUUUGAAGACUCACUGCAAAUUUCACAAAACAGCUUCAGGUCUGUUAUUAGUAUGAAAUUCAGUUUAGGAUUUAGUAGCUUUUGUUGUCUGAUUAAAUUAUUGAAAGAAGUAACUCUUAUAUCGACCCAAGAGCAUAUAUACUCA